GUAGUAUCAUUUAGCAUUCCUCUGAUCCUCGUAGUAGAGCUGUAAAAUUCCCCGUGACUCGGUUCUGGCGUCUAUAGUGCAAGUGAAUCAGCUGAGUGCGUGAGUGAGUGUCAUACAAAUUUUGAGGCACCAGCAAACAGAGAUACGAGGCUGGCACGAUGGUGAAGCUAUACAGCAUCUGCGUUCUGUACAAGGGGACGGAGAGUACCAGGAUACUCAAAUCCGCCUAUGACCUGCAGCAGUUUGGUUACUUCCAGCGGGGCUCCAUCCAGGAGUUCAUGGCCUUCACCAGCAAGAUCAUCACGGAGAGGAGUAACCCAUGCUCCAGACAGUCCAUCAAGGAGCAAGAAUAUAUGUGUCACGUGUAUGUGCGUGCUGACAACCUGACAGGCGUGGCCAUCUCUGAUCACGAGUACCUGUAUCGAGUGGCCCACAACAUGCUGAACAAGGUAUUGGAUGACUUUACGGCUAAGGUUCCCUCUCACCUGUGGCCCAACACGGAGGAGAGUAUGGUGCCCUACCCUGACUUGCCAGCCACACUUGCCCUCUGGCAAAACCCUCGUGAUGCUGACUCCCUCACUAAGGUGCAGGAGGAGGUGGAGGAGACUAAGAUUAUUCUACACAACGCCUUCACUGCUGUCCUUGAGAGGGGAGAGAAGCUCGAUGACUUGGUCUCAAAGUCAGAAAACCUCAGCUCACAGUCCAAAAUAUUCUACAAGACUGCUAAGAAGACUAACUCUUGUUGCAGCUUUGGAUAACAGGCUGCCCUGAGGGUGGGCUGGGCCAAGGCAGUGGUGGUGGUGGAGGAGCCUGAGGGAGAGGUGAAGGUUGGGUGCAAGUGUCUCCUUCAGUUAGCAAAAAGUAUGUAACCCAUAACUCCACCCUUCAUGAGAUGCCAGGCCAACCAGGUAAUGGAAGCAGGCAACACCACUGGAAUGUUAUGUAUUAAUGAUGACUGGCCAGAAGUUUGAGUAUAAAUAUUUUUGAAUUUUCAUUCUUACCCUCACUGAUGAGGAAACCCAGCAGAUAUUUGUCCAGAUGUGCCCCAUCAAGGCUGUCUGGAUGAGCAGGCUGUAUUUUAGCUGCUAUUGUGAUGAUGGAAAAGAAAAUAUUUUUUUAAAAAGAAUCUUAAUCUCAAAAAAAUAAUGUUUGCUAGGAAUUUUACUUUAUGGACAAAUCAUUCCUGCAAUAUGUUAAGGACACUUACAAGUUGCUUUCAGCAGUGACCAGUGCACAGGAAAGCAUUAAUGUUGACAAAUUAAGGUAAAUUAUUAAAUUGUUAAGUUACAAAUUUUGAAAAGGUGCUAUAACCUUUAAUUCUUCUGUGAAAUAUUUUAUUUAUAUCCCAUGUGGCCACUGUGAUUGCUGCCUGAAAUUAGAUGAGUCUCAUGUUUAAAAAGAGGAACUUGACAGACCACCAUGUGAGGCUCAGGGAGCACACCUGCCAUGCUUGCUGUACAAGUAAAGCUCUGCUGCCAGCCAUGCAUGUCAAGUGUAAAGUUUUGGUUAUCUUCAACCUAUCAUUUCUUUCAUUGGGGAUAUGUUCAGUGUAAUAAAAUCAUUCUCAGUUUGUUUUAGAGGAAUAUUCUAACCUUAUGUGGCUCAGCUGUGGAUGGCAAAGUCAGCCUGUGCUUUCCAUCACCCUGGUGUCCAUAUAAUAUUGACUGAACAUAGAAGUGUCUCUGUGUGAGCCAAUAACUGUUGAUGUGAAAGAAGUAUUGCUUGUAUGUUCCUCAUCACUCCCUCACACAGACUGCAAGGUCACAGGAUUACUAAAGCUGACUCUGCUACUAUGUGUGUUUGUGUGAGUGUGUAACUGCUGUUGAUGGUUUCCUGUAUGUGUAUCUGUGUGUGCAUUGUUGCAUGUGUGUGAGUGAUGUGUUUUGCUGACUUGUUGCUUGGUGUGUCAAGCCUGUCCAGGCAUUCGUGUGUGUUAACAGGAGCCUCCAUGUGUUAGGUGUGCAGCACUAUGUCUUACUGUUACUCAGUCUGAGGUGCACCAAGGUCUGGGAACACAAGGUGUGAGUAUGGGAUGUCACCAGUCUGGUAAAGAUAGGAACAUAGGAAAAUAAGGGAAGCUGCAAGAAGCUAUCAGGCCUACAAUUGGCUGUCCCUGUGAUGUAAUGCCAUGGCUCAAAGAUCCAUAUUAUUGAUGUCAAAAUAGUGGAUGUGUGACAUCACAACUUCAUGGUCACACCUUGUAUUCUGAGAGGCCUGCAGUGUGUGCCUCAAGUACUGUGAGUGUAUGUGUGGCCAUGUGGUCUAGCAGCAAGAAAACUGACACUAAUACUGUCAGAAGGUUUUACAGCAUUAGAACUAAAUAUCUCAAUACUAACUGCAAUGCUGAAUACAACAUGUUGAUAUUACAACUAGUUUAUCACUCAGAAUGGAGUGAAUGUGCAAGGCAGUACCAGAGAUGCUUAGACUGUCUUGUGUAGCCCUCAGAUAGGCAAGUCUGUAGGCACCAGCUUAUGUAUAAGAAGGAUGUAAUAUUUCAUAGGGAUCCAUGUUUGUAGAGACUCAUCUCAGACAGAUCUCAUCAUGUUAAUGGCUGUGUUGUCUCCAUCAAAUGAACUUGUAUAGCCUGGGAAUAAAGUCAAAUGUUCAUCA
Molecule: messenger RNA, 2610 nt
Organism: Scylla paramamosain (green mud crab)
Lineage: Eukaryota; Metazoa; Arthropoda; Malacostraca; Decapoda; Portunidae
Gene: Ykt6
Product: synaptobrevin homolog YKT6-like
Exons: 5
Coding region: 159-758 (199 amino acids)
Biological process (GO): endoplasmic reticulum to Golgi vesicle-mediated transport
Cellular component (GO): Golgi apparatus
Molecular function (GO): SNAP receptor activity
Source: RefSeq, a predicted model, not a curated record